CGGAUAUAGUGAAUGCAGGGUCCGGGGAGACCGGAUAUAGUGAAUGCAGGGUCCGGGGAGACCAGAUAUAGUGAAUGCAGGGUCCGGGGAGAGCGGAUAUAGUGAAUGCAGAGUCCGGGGAGACCAGAUAUAGCGAAUGCAGAGUCCGGGGAGACCAGAUAUAGCGAAUGCAGAGUCCGGGGAGACCAGGAUAUAGUGAAUGCAGGGUCCAGGGAGACAGGAUAUAGUGAAUGCAGGGUCCGGGGAGACCAGAUAUAGUGAAUGCGGGGUCCGGGGAGAGCAGAUAUAGUGAAUGCAGGGUCCUGAGUUUAGUAACACUUUAAGUAAUGGAAUUAAAA
Messenger RNA from Staurois parvus, 338 nucleotides. Lineage: Eukaryota; Metazoa; Chordata; Amphibia; Anura; Ranidae. The record is from the annotation of a GenBank genome assembly.